AUGGCUGGGACUUCUCGGCGUCCUGCUGCUACGCCCCGGCAGCUUGUCGCGGCGUUAGCCUACCUGCUGCUGAGCUGCCCCGUGCUACAGGGACAGAAACUCUCGCCUGGGACUGAGCCUCACCCGGCGCCCUACCCGCCCACCUCGGGUGCACUCGGCUGCAGCAGCCCCGACGGUCCCAGCGUCCUGAUCGCCAACCCUGGGCUUCGGGUGCCCGCGGGGCGCUCGCUUUGGCUCGACCCGCUCCGGGACCUGGUGAUUCGAGUGCAGCCGGGCGACCGGUGCCAGGUGAUGGUGCUGGACGUCCUGCCGCUGCACCACGGCGCGCUCUCCCCGCGCCGCUUCCCCUGCGCCUUCGGGCCCCGCCAGGUCCAGUACACUCAUUUCGGCUCCCGCAGCCCCGGACGCGCCCGGGUGCGGCUGCAGCUGCUCUAUGAGGCCCCGACUUACACGCUGGCGCUGCCGUUCACGCUGGCGGUACUCGUGGUCUUCCCUCAGCUGGAGCUGGUGACACGCAACAGGCCUUUGGCGGUGGAGAAGCGGCGGGGCUGGAGCCAGGCCAUCGACGGGAGAGUGCUGGACUUCGCCUCCCUGGAGUCCCGAGCCGCGGCCGCCCGCAGGUGCCGGCUCACCCCUCUUCCACCCGAGGGCGGCCCACCGCCCAAGUAUGGGCGUCUGGUGGACGCCGUGGGGGUCCCUCUCCCCAGGGGCAAGGGCGUAGACUGUGAGGCUUUUGUCCGGGCCGGGGUGCGCUACCAGCACACUGCCACCACCCCCUCGCCCAACCGGGACUAUGUGCCCAUGAAGGCGGAGCUGCUAGCGCCAGAGGACGGAGGCGCUGGGUCAGAGGAGGUGCUGCUCCGAGAGCACUUCCAGCUGCUGGUGAGGAUCCUCGAGGGAGCGGAGAACAGGGCGCCCAGGCCCAGCUUCGAGGCCCUGAUGAUGAUGGAAGUCGAUCAGUUCCAGCUGACAGCUCUGACGCCUGAUGCACUGGCUGCGGAAGAUAUCGAGUCAGACCACGAUGACCUGGUCUUCAACAUUCUCAAUGCCCCCACAACCACUCCAAGGCACCAGGGCUACGUGGUCAGCACUGACGACCCCCUGGGCCUUCCAGUUUCCUUCUUCACCCAGCGGGAGCUGCGGGAGCUGAAAAUUGCCUAUCAGCCCCCUACAGAGAAAUUGGAUGGGGAGCACCUCUUCCAGCUGGAGCUGGAGGUGGUGGACGGAGAUGGCGCCACCUCAGAUCCCUUUGCCUUCAUGGUGCUAGUGAAGUCUAUGAACACCCUGGCCCCAGUGGCUAGCUGUAACCGGGGACUACUGCUUUUUGAAGGUCAAUCAAGGCCCCUGUCCAGCGCCCACAGCCUUCAGGUCAGUGACAAUGAUAGCCUGGAAGAGGUGAAAGUGGCUGUAGUCAGGGGCUUGAGACAUGGGCAGCUGGUGGUGCUUGGGGCACCUGCUGGGUGCAAGCAUUUCACACCAGUGGACCUGGCAGCAGGGCGAGUGGUGUACCAGCAUGACGGCAGCAACACCUACAGUGACAACAUCAUCUUCCGGAUGGAGGACGGGAACCACCAGGUAGAAUUCCUCUUCCCCGUCACCAUCGUACCUGUUGAUGAUGAACCACCAAUGGUCAGUGCUAACACUGGGCUCUCAGUGACCGAAGGGCAGGUCGUCCAGAUCUCCCCCUUUGUCCUGAGUGCUACAGAUAUUGACUCUGAGGACUCAACCAUCUGCUUUGUGCUGGAGUGCCAGCCUCUGGAAGAAAAAGAGGAAGAAAGAGGGUGGAAUCUGGCCGCUAGUUCCUCCCACUCAGGUCAGCACCUGGGGGAGAUGCUGCUGCGGCAGGUUGAACCACCUCUGUCCCUUGAAGAUAAAGACUGGCAUUAUGUGGAAAAAGAAGGACUUUAUGAGAAAGUAGUAACUGAGUGGCUUCAGCGAGACAUAAUGGAAGGGAGACUCUUCUACCGCUAUCUUGGACCCCAUAGUCCUCAAUCUGUAGUGACCCAGCUGACUUUCCGUGUUCAGGAUGACCAUGACCCUCCCAAUCUAUCCAACCAGCACUUCUUCACCAUCAAGGUCCAACCAGUGGAUCUGCAGAGGCCAGAGCUGUUUCCAGGGACUACACUGGAAAUGACUGUGCAAGAAUACCAACUCACUCAUUUCCGGAAGAAAUUCCUCCAGUACAUUGACCAGGACUCAGAUGACCAGAACCUGUGGUACACCCUAUUGACACCUCCAACUGACACAGAUGGCAACCACCCAGUCCAGGCUGGAGAAAUUGUGCUCACUGAUUCACCAGACAUGCCCAUCAUGCACUUUACCCAGGCCCAGGUAAAUCACCACAAAGUUGCCUACCAGCCUCCGCAGAAGAAGCUGGGUAUUGUACCGCGGGUUGUGCAGUUCACCUACCAGGUGGAGGAUGCUACAGGCAAUAGUGUACCAGGCACAUUCACAUUAUUCCUGAAGCCUGUGGACAGCCAGCCUCCAGUAGUCACCAACAGAGGCUUUGCUGUCUUAGAGGGAGAAAGCUUUAUCCUCAGCAGUAAUGAGCUGGAUGUUACAGACCCUGACACAGACAUUGACCAGAUUGUCUUCAUGUUAGUCUGGGGUCCUCAACAUGGACACUUGCAGUACUUAAAAAAAUGUAUGGUUCCAGGGGAAUCUUUCAUGCAAGCUGAUAUUAUUAAUGGGAGUGUCUCUUACCAGCACGGCAGAGACCAGACUACCAGUGACACCUUCCAUCUAGAGGUAAGUGACAGGGUGCACCAUGUACCCAUCACUGUCCAGAUUUCUGUGCAUCCCACUGCAGCUGACAAAAGUCCCAGGAUCUCUUUUACAGGUAGUUCAUUAUUAGACGUUUCCAUAGAUGUACUAGAGAAUACAGCCACUGAGAUUACCAUGGGCAUCAUCCAUGGCAAAAAGAAGGGUACAAGUGACUUGAUGCUGUCUUUCACUGUGGAAGACAGUCCCAAAUUGGGCACUAUUCUGAUGAAAGGUUUACCCACAGAACGAUUCACCCAAGAGGACCUCAUCAGUGGGACAGUAGUCUAUGUCCACAAUGGAGGUGAAGUUGGUUUCCAGAAGCAGCAUGAUGCCUUCAGCUUUGCUGUCUGCAAAGAUUCUUAUCAAUGGGUGGUUGGAGACAGCAUAGUGGAGAGAGUGCAGGUGCAAGUGGUAGUGCUGCCUGUGGACAAUGUGGUCCCCAAGGUCUUGGUGAGAGAGUCAUACGUUGUUUAUGAAGGUGGGAAGAGCCCCUUGACCUUAGAACAUCUCAGCAUUGAAGAUGUGGACACUCCGCAAGAUGAAAUCCUAUGCAUAGUGACUGGGCAACCAGCCUUUGGCUACCUGGAAAAUAUUGCACCAACUCCUGGCUCAGAUGUGUUGCAGGCUGGUAGCCCCAUCAGUGCUUUCUCUAUCAGAGAUAUCCAGAUGAAGCAUAUCAAUUACGUACAGAGUAUCCACAGGGGGGUAGAGCCACAAGACGAUCAAUUCACCUUUUAUUGCUCUGAUGGCAUCAACUUCUCCCCAAAUAUCUUCUUCCCUAUAAUCAUCUUACCCACCAAUGAUGAACAGCCUGAACUUUUUGCCCAUAAGUUUGUGGUAUUAGAGGGGAUGAGCUUGGUCAUAGACACCCCACUGCUCAAUGGGGCAGAUGCUGACUUGCCACCAAAUGAGCUUCACUUUCAACUCACAGCCCUCCCUCAGCAUGGACGAAUCAUACAGCAGCUGGCCACAGGCAGCCAGCCCAUCCACGGCUUCACCUUACAGGAGAUCCAAGAGGCCUCCACCAUUGUGUAUGAGCAUGAUGACUCUGAGACCACAGAGGACAGUUUUGAGGUCUUGCUGAGUGAUGGCAAGCAUACUACCCACAGGAAGGUACCCAUUGUGGUGAUCCUGGUGGAUGAUGAGACCCCUCGGCUGACCAUCAAUGAUGGGCUGGAAGUAGAGAUUGGACACACUGAGGUCAUCACAAAUCGGGUCCUCAAGGCCACAGAUCUUGACUCAGAUGAGAAGAGCCUCAGUUUUGUGCUCCGUUCUGGGCCUCAACAAGGGCUUCUACAGCGACUGAGACAAGCUGGAAGGGAAGUGGGGAAUGAUCUCACCCUGGGAAUGAACUUUACCCAGGAUGAGAUUGACAGAGGCCUCAUCUGUUAUACCCACACAGGUCAAGAAGGAAUUCUUGACCUUAUCAAGUUUGAUGUGACUGAUGGAAUUAACCUUUUGACAGAUCGCUACUUCUAUGUCACCAUUGGCAGCUUAGACAGGGUCUUCCCUGAGGUGGUCAGCAAAGGGGUCACCUUGACAGAAGGUAGCAGAGUGGCCAUCGCUGCUGAUCUGCUUAGCACCAGUGACUUCAAUAGCUCUGAUGAAGAGCUUCUCUUUAGCAUCACACGAGCUCCUAGCCUGGGGCACUUGGAAAGCUCUGACCACCCUGGGGAACCUAUUACCUCUUUCACUCAGUUUCAGUUGGCUGGCAACAAAAUAUCCUAUGUCCACGCUUCAAAUGAUGAGAUAAAGAUAGACAGCUUUGAGUUUCAAGUGACUGAUGGACACAACCUUGUGUUCCGAAUCUUCAGGAUCUUCAUCACAGAUAUGGAAGAUAAGAAACCCAUCUUGACCAUCCAUAAACUAAUAUUGCAGGAAGGAGAAAGCAAACUGAUCACUCCCUUUGAGUUGACAGUGGAAGACAAGGAUACCCCAGAUGAUCUUCUGCUCUUUACCAUCACCCAGGUCCCCAUCCACGGCAGGAUUUUGCAUAAUAGCAGCCGUCCUGUGACCACCUUCACCAAACGGGACCUGCACAAGAACCUGAUUAGCUACUGGCACGAUGGCAGUGAGGCGACUGAAGACAGUUUCUCCUUGACUGUAACAGAUGGCACUCAUGCUGAUUUCUAUGUCUUCCCAGACACUGCCCUGGAGACACACAAACCUCAAGUAAUGAAGAUCCACAUAAGCUCUCUAGACAACAGGCUCCCUCAGAUUGCCAUCAACAAGGCUGCCCCAGCUUUGAAGCACCUUGACACUGGACACGUGGGCUUCCUAAUUACUAGCAAGUCUCUGAAGGCAGAGGAUCAGGACAGUUCCCACAGGCUCCUGAAGUAUAAAGUGACCAGAGGACCAAAGCAUGGCUUCAUUAUCAACACCGGCCUUGGAAAUGAGAGCACUCGAGUCUUUACACAAGCUGACAUUGAUGAGAUGAGGAUCCACUAUGUCUUGAAUGAAGGCAGCAAGGCAACAGAAGAUGUCUUCUACUUCUCUGUUGAAGACAACGGAGGAAAUAAGCUAACAAAUCAACAUUUCCAUCUAAAUUGGGCUUGGAUUUCUUUGGAGAAAGAGUACUACAUUGUGGAUGAAGACUCCACGUUCUUAGAAGUGACCCUCACACGCAGAGGGUACCUUGGAGAAAGAUCCUUUAUCAGCAUUGUAACCAAAGAUGAAACUGCAAAAAAAGACAAAGAUUUUAAAACAAAGGCCCAGAAACAGGUCCAGUUCAAUCCUGGACAGACUACAGCCACAUGGAGAGUAAGAAUUAUAUCUGACAAUGAAUACGAGGCUUCAGAGACCUUCCAGAUCAUUCUGUCGGACCCUGUCAUGGCUGCACUGGAGUUUCCCGAAAUGGCAACUGUUGAAAUUGUAGACCCUGGAGAUGAAUCAACAGUUUAUAUUCCAGAGGCAGAAUACAAAAUAGAGGAGGAUGUUGGGGAGCUUUUGAUUCCUGUAAGACGGUCUGGAGACGCAAGCCAGGAGCUAACGGUCAUUUGCUCUACACAUCAAGGUUCUGCCACAGGCACCAUUCCUUCCACAGUGUUAUCUUUCUCUGACUACAUCUCACGUCCAAAAGACCACACCAGCAUCCUCCACUUUGACAAGGAUGAGACUGAGAAGACCUGCCGGGUCCUGAUCAUCGAUGACUUGCUUUAUGAAGAGGAGGAAUCCUUCAGCAUUUCACUGAGCCUGCCAAUGGGAGGGCAACUGGGAGCCAAGUUCCCCACUGCCAAGGUGAUUAUCCUGGCUGAUCAUGAUGAUGAGCCUGCCCUGCACUUUGGGGACACUGAGUAUCACGUCCAUGAAAGUGCUGGCUCCGUGGAGGUCUGUGUCUGGAGGACAGGCCCUGACCUUUCCCAAGCAUCCUCCAUCACCGUGCGCUCCAGGAGGACAGAGCCGGCGUCAGCAGAAGCUGGAAUAGAUUAUGUUGGCAUCAGCCGAAAUCUGGACUUUGCUCCAGGGGUGCGUGUACAGAUAUUCCAAGUGACAAUCCUUGAUGACCUGCCAGAGCCCAUGUUUGAGGGUCCAGAGAGGUUUGAAUUACUUCUCCAGAUGCCCAUGGGUGCAGUGCUUAGAGAACCAAACAAAACCACCAUUUUCAUCAAUGACACCAUCACUGACUGUGAGCAGAGUGAUUGUAAUUCCUUUGAUUGAAAGACUUUCAGGGGCAGGAAACAGCCAAAACACGUCUCCUAACAACAGAAUGAAACUCUGUUUCUGGAUCUUAGCAACUCUGGGAUGUCAACAGUAUUGUACUGUCAUUGGUGUUAUAUAUAUUCUGGUGAUAUGUGCAAAUAUAGUUUAUGUGACUGUAUAGAUAUAGAGAGAGAGAUAUAUACAGAGAAAAGGUUGAGCCCACAAAAGAUUAGACUGUGCUCUUGUUUUCCUCUUUCUAUUUUCUUUUACUUUGUUUCU
Molecule: messenger RNA, 6681 nt
Organism: Diceros bicornis minor
Lineage: Eukaryota; Metazoa; Chordata; Mammalia; Perissodactyla; Rhinocerotidae
Gene: FREM3
Product: FRAS1 related extracellular matrix 3
Exons: 8
Coding region: 1-6420 (2139 amino acids)
Biological process (GO): cell communication
Cellular component (GO): membrane
Source: RefSeq, a predicted model, not a curated record